Perkinsus marinus ATCC 50983 is the source of this 720-nucleotide messenger RNA. RefSeq lists its product as hypothetical. The record is from RefSeq and is a predicted model, not a curated record. NCBI's taxonomy places the organism in Eukaryota, Perkinsozoa, Perkinsida, Perkinsidae. The coding region runs from base 17 to 718 and encodes 233 amino acids. The transcript is spliced from 6 exons.
UCAUAAUUGAAUUCAAAUGGACCACGGUCGGCGUGCUUCAACAUUGCUGAACUACCUUGAGAAGAUUCGCGCCCGAGCCCAGAGAGAUGUUUCCCUGGGGGUCACGCCGAACGCACUACGAGCCAAUGCGGAAGAGAAAAGAAGACGAAACGCGGCGAGACGAGUUCGGAGAAUCGUCGUUGAAGAUUCUGAGGAAGUGCACUACCCUACACACGAGCCCAGCGAGCCCUCGAUAACAGAAUUGGAAGACCUGAGAGGGGAGCGAAUUGAGAUGAUACCGUCCGAUGAGACUGCUGUUGUUGAGGAUGCUCCCAUUCAAAGUAGUGAGAUUCGAGCUGAUGCCGAUUCUGGUCAGAGGGUGAAAGUCGUAGGAGGAAAUCGUCAAGUCCAGUCGGCAACACUCCGGGAAUGGCAAGACACUGUAAGGGAACUGAUGGGUCUCAUUGAAGAGGCCGAGGUCAAUGGAAUGCCCGAGGAAGAAUUAGAAGAGCUGCGUCGAAUGGUGUCCGUUGAUUUAGAGGAGGGUUGGCUGGUCCCUGUGGUGGAGGAGAUGCUUAAUAAGCUCGUCGAUGAGGAAGUUGUGAGGUUGCAUGCAGUCCUGUUACGGUCAGCUGAGGGGCUUUCUACUGUCGAUAACACUCCUGAUAAUUCAACUGAUGCGGCUUCAUCAUCUUUGACGGAGGUGGAAUACCUCCGCAUGAAAUACUUAGUUUCAUGACG